AUGGAAGAGAGAAAAUCAAAUUUAUUGUUCUUAAACCAGUCGUUUCCAACAAUCGACAAAAGUAUCAUCAAGCUCACCUUUCAGAAGUACUCGUAUGAUGUCCUUCGAACUGUGAACGAGUUAAUGUACAUCAAAGACCGACAACCACCAAAGGUGUCCACUAAGAAAAAUGUGCUUGACAGUUUCAACGAAACAAUUAGUAAAGUGGGGAAAAGCAUAGACAACUUUUUGGAUGAGAUCAGUUCAAAUUUAAAGAAGUCGCCAUCUCCACAAAGUGCAAAAAGUGAGCCAACAAACUUAGAGAAGAAGGAUGAGUCGAUCAACUCAACCCAACAGAACAAAACGGUUUCUCAAAUCAGAGAAAACGAAAUCCAACUCAAAAAGGAAAUGAAUUCGGAGAAGGAACAGACACAACAACCCACAGAAAAUAAACAAGACGACGUUCUGGUACUUCAUAAAGAGUUGGCACCACUAGUACUGCCUCCUCAGCAACUUCCCUUAGAAAAACAACUUGAAAAGACUGACGAAAUUCAACCAGAUAAAAUCCCCGUUCCUGUGGAAGUCCCCAGUAAAAAAUCAAAGGAUUUGAUCCACGUCAUUGAAGACUACACAAGUGACAACUCCGCAUUUUCCAAUUUACAAAUAGUAAGGGGGUCUGUAGAUGAAGAAAGAAUAGAGCCUUCAUUAGACUGUCGAGUGAUUAAUAAUAGUGUGGAGGUGUGUUAUUACAUUCCAGAAGGUAUGCUCACGUCUGGGAGUUGGGUUGGUCUUUUUGAUGCCCACGAGACGACCACCACGGCCUUCAUAAAGAAGUCCGAGUGCAAGACCAAUGUUGGUUCCAUUCACUUUGAAUCCGUUGUUCGUGGGAAAUACACAGUGAAACUCUUUUUGAAAAGGGAAAAUGGGUUCUUCAUGAAAGAGGCAUUAGUUUUUGUUGGCAAACCAAUCGAAGCACUUCUCACCGUAUCUGUUUCGUUGGGUAAGAAAUGCGUUUUAGUUGAGGUUCCCGACAAAGAGCAGUUCUGGGCAGGUAUCUAUCCAACAUCGAAAAGUAUUCCUAACAGUAGCCCCGUAGUGAAUGGGUGGUCUUCCAACAACUCAUCUGUUCAACUUGACAUUUCACAUUUACUAGUAGGGCGUUAUGAGUGCCGUAUAUUUGGGGAGGGUGCUGUUGAAGGUGUCAUAUUUCGUUCCUAUCACUCGUGCUGUGAUGUUGUCUUUACCAUAUAA
Entamoeba invadens IP1 is the source of this 1230-nucleotide messenger RNA. RefSeq lists its product as hypothetical. The transcript has a single exon. Bases 1 to 1230 code for a protein of 409 amino acids. Gene Ontology annotation, molecular function: ubiquitin binding. The record is from RefSeq and is a predicted model, not a curated record. NCBI's taxonomy places the organism in Eukaryota, Evosea, Mastigamoebida, Endamoebidae.